Molecule: messenger RNA, 1120 nt
Organism: Sardina pilchardus (European sardine)
Lineage: Eukaryota; Metazoa; Chordata; Actinopteri; Clupeiformes; Clupeidae
Gene: antkmt
Product: adenine nucleotide translocase lysine methyltransferase
Exons: 6
Coding region: 215-865 (216 amino acids)
Biological process (GO): peptidyl-lysine trimethylation; regulation of mitochondrial ATP synthesis coupled proton transport; positive regulation of proton-transporting ATP synthase activity, rotational mechanism
Cellular component (GO): mitochondrion
Molecular function (GO): protein-lysine N-methyltransferase activity
Source: RefSeq, a predicted model, not a curated record
AUUUCAGAUAUGUACACAGCAUAUGUUGAUCUUCUCUUUAUUUCUACAAAUGGUGUACAGUACAGAGACUGGUGCACCGACUAUUGUAAUGACUAAAUGUGCUAAAUGUUUUAAACAUAUUUUUACUAAUGACUUUAGUUAGCGAAUAUCCUCGCAUGCUCAUGGAGAAUAAACACUGCGGUGUGACCAUGGUAGACAUUAACCGUGCAAAGGCAUGGACACAGACGGCCCAGAUGAAUUGCUCUCAGAGUUCAGAGAAAAUCGUUUGGGUGUUUGGGGUAUCCUCCAGGUCACUGCGGGAACCGGAUUAGUUGUUUAUGGCAUGUGGGCAGGGAUCCUCAUGCCAGGGUUCCGCAAAGUUCCUUUAAAACUGCAGGUGCCUUACUUGCCGGCUAGCAGGGCUCAAGUGAGGAAUGUCAUGACAUUGCUCCAUGGAAGAUCUGGAGGUGUGGCUGAUCUAGGCUCUGGAGAUGGAAGGAUUGUGCUGGAAGCCUAUAAAACAGGGUUUUCUCCUGCUAUUGGCUAUGAGUUGAAUCCUUGGCUUGUGCGGCUGGCUAACUUUCAUGCAUGGAGAGCAGGGUACUCUGGGAAGGUAUUCUAUCGCCGUGAGGAUUUAUGGAAGGUUGAUCUCUCAGAAUGUAAGAAUGUCACAGUCUUUCUGGCUCCAAGUGUGCUCUCUCUUCUGGAGGAAAAAUUACUGGCAGAACUUCCUGAUGAUGCCUUGGUUGUUGCUGGCCGCUUCCCUUUCCGUGAUUGGACACCAUUUCGAGUGGAAGGAGAGGGUGUUGACCGGGCCUGGUCCUAUAAUAUGCAAGCCUUAAGACAACACAUAUCUAGAGUGGACAAAAACUCUUUAGAGUCCUGAAACAGAAGAUUAAUCUAGUGUCAGUUUCUGGAUAUAUAUUAACUUGUCAUGGAGCAGUGUAACGACAGAUUGCUAACAUCCAGCAGUAAUGGAAUGUGGUAGGUCACAGAGCAUGAAGCAGUUUGUUUGAAGUUUUCGGUCAGAAUUUGUGCAAGCAAACACUCCAGUUGUGACACUCCACUAGUUCUCUUUUCCUCUGAGAUGAAUUCUCAUUUAAGGGAGAGAGAAGAAUAUCGGCACUGAAAUAGGUCCACA